ACUUCAAACCGAGACGCAAUGAAGAGUGGGAAGGCUAACAAACAUCUUUGACUGGAGUGGAAAAAAACACACAGGUCUAUUAGCAUAUACUAGCAGAUUAUUACAUGCCAGGACGGUAGCCGCGAAUCAACUCGGAACGACAAACCAGAAAUUGAGUUUUAUUCCUGGAGGGCUCGGCUUUUUAUUUGCGGAUGAGACAUGUCCUUAGCGGCGUCCAGGCCUUUAUUUGUUUUCUGAGAGGAGUUGUAGCUGACUGGCUAGCUGGCUAACUCCCCCCUAACCCCUCACUACGAGCUAGCUACUUAGCGACAGAGGUGUGAAAAUAUAAAGAAAUCCGGCUUUGGCAGGCUGUGGUCAAGAGACCGACACCUGACAAUGAAUGGCCUUUCUGUGAGUGAGUUGUGUUGCCUGUUCUGUUGCCCCCCCUGCCCCAGCCGUAUCGCUGCCAAGCUUGCCUUCCUGCCCCCUGAACCUACCUAUGCCCUCCUGCCCGAUCUGGAGGCCGGGCCGGAACCGGCCGGACCUACGGGGACGUCAAGCCUCCGGUCCCGGGGAGGAGGUGGCGGGAGUUCGGUAGGUGGGGGGAAUGCUCCAGUGGAGGGGCGCUGGAAGCUCCACCUCACAGAGCGGGCAGAAUUCCAGUAUUGCCAACAGGAUCUGGAUGCCACAGAAGUGUUCCUGACGCGAUCUAGUAGGGGGAACAGAGUGGGCUGCAUGUAUAUCCGAUGUGCCCCCUCUGCCAGGUUCACUGUCCUGUUCUCCCAUGGUAACGCAGUGGAUCUAGGCCAGAUGAGCAGUUUCUAUAUCGGCCUGGGCACUCGCAUCAACUGUAACAUAUUCUCUUAUGAUUACUCCGGCUACGGGGUCAGCACAGGGAAGCCCUCAGAAAAGAAUUUGUAUGCAGACAUAGACGCAGCGUGGCAGGCUCUACGCUCACGAUAUGGCAUCAGCCCAGAGAAUAUUAUCCUGUAUGGACAGAGCAUUGGCACGGUGCCUACAGUAGACCUGGCAUCACGAUACGAGUGUGCAGCUGUGAUUCUCCACUCCCCCCUCACCUCUGGCAUGAGGGUGGCCUUCCCCGACACUAAGAAGACUUACUGCUUUGACGCAUUUCCCAACAUUGAGAAAGUAUCUAAAAUCACGUCUCCAGUGUUGAUCAUCCAUGGGACAGAGGACGAGGUGAUCGAUUUUUCCCAUGGGCUGGCCCUGUACGAGCGCUGCCCCAAAGCCGUGGAGCCGCUGUGGGUGGAAGGAGCCGGACACAACGACAUCGAACUGUACAGCCAAUACCUGGAACGCCUGCGUCGUUUCAUCGGGCAGGAAUUGGCCGCACAACACGCCUAAGCUCUCCUCCGUCUCCCUCUUGUCAUCCCACCAUCUCCCAGUCUGAGCGAGAGUGAGAUGGAUGCGUCAGUAACUUAUUGAAGGCUGCCAGUUUGUAUGGACAACGUUAUUGUUUGAGCAGCUUGACACAUGCUCCGCUGGUCCGAUUUGUUUUCCUAAGUGUUUUCUUUUUUUCUCCCUUUGUUUGUCAUCUCCUUGUGCAUGUGUGUACGUAUGUGUGCGCAUGGGAACUCUGGGGGAUGGAAGUGGAAUUUCUCUGGAGCAAGAAUGGAUGGACGAAUUCCUCUACCGGUUUCAGUCCAAAGGAAAGAAGCCAGAUGCUGUCCUGUACCUCCAACCUGAUGGUGUUUGUCAAUAUCUGAGCAUUCAUUUGUCAGUUGAGCGGUUCACAUCUCUGACCUGCUCCCAUGAUGCCUCAGCCUGUGAAAUCUUCACUUCCCACUUCUCAUCAGGCACCCUAAAAUAGCUCAUUCUCUGAGCCUGGCAAAUUUCCUAGCCUUGCUGACCCUGCAGGAUGGAAAAAAACGGUUGUUAAUGUGGAGGAUUUCAGGAUUAAGUUUUGAAGCAUCCUACACUGGUGCAAUGAUGCCCACCUCUGCAUCUUCAUUCAUUCGUUUAACCAUUUGGCUUGCUCUGGACUGUGUGUGUGGGUCCGUCCGAUGCUGACCUCUAUUCCCUUCCAAUGAGUUUUUGCCUUUAUGUAAAAGCUGAGCUUGGGAUUAGAUGACACCUAAUGAUCUACACCGCUCCAGGCAGGGAAAGCGCCAAUCCUGGGACGUUGGCUUUUGUUCCCAGCAUUAUCAGUCUUUUUUUUCCCUCUUUGCUGUCUCUUUCCUUUCUUCUCAGCAUGUGAGAGUGUCCAUAGCACCCUGAGGUGAAAGAAACUGGGAGGGCUGCUCGCUCAUCAUCAUAUUUCAGUGAAACCGCCACACUUGGGAUGACAUGAUACGGAGUACAUUCACGUCCAGAUCCAUACAUCAUGUUUCUGAACUGUUGGGCCAGUAGAAAGACCAAGGUUUCAUUAUCUUGUCGGGACUUUCCUAAAGCCAGAUCUUCGGUGUAGCACACAAGUAGUUUAACCUUUUGAAUGGGUUUUGGGUUAAUAAAUGGUUUAAUUGUGUAAGAACAAAUAAUGCAUACAACGCAGGUAGCAGUCAGAGGUAAAAACAGAAAGCACUUCUGAACCCUGUGGCAAAGAGACACAACUCGCAACCAGUUUUUCUCAUUUUCAGCCUAACGUCAAGUAUGUUUCUAUCACGGGAAUGUUAUUCCUCUAUUGUUGGCAUUUGAAAUGGAGCUCAAGCUAUAAGCAUGCAUAUUUACUGUCUCUUUGGUGAUUGUUAUGUUUAAGCAAAUCUUUAAAAAAAAAAAAAGCACAUAAUUUAAAGACUCCUUUUAAUGAUAAUAAAGGAUUUCCCUUUUUCAUUCAACGCCAAAUUGCUAGUUAGUGGCACAUGGUUUAAUCCAUCUAAGUAAUGUUCUGAGCUGUGGGUAGGUUUAAAGACACAACAGUGAGGUCAUUUAAAACCUAUUUUUGCCAUCUCUAGUCAAGCUGCUCGUCUUCAAAGGGAGUUCGUCUGAUAUGAUCUGGAUGCAACUAUGACUCUUAAAGUUAUCAGGUGUAUUAGGAAGAUUGUAACAGCUUUGAAAAACACUAGCGGUGAAUUCAGUGUCUUUCUUUCAAACUAAGCUUUUCAACUGUGAAUUAUCAAGGGAACUUGCUGCUAUAGAUCUCGAUUGAAUGGUCUCAAUGAAAUUAAAGGGCCGAACCCUGCAACCCUUUGUUGUUUUCCGAUGCAUCAAAGACUACCAUGCCUUUUCAAUGAGAUAAGACAUCGCUUCCUCUGUCUGCCGUGAUUCAUUCUUGCCCUUUUAACACUUUGGGCUGCACAGUCAUUCUGGAUUCCACAACAAUUUGUUUAAUUUGAUUCAUUUCAAUAUCUUGUCUGGGUAGGUCUUUGCUAGAUGAGUAUUCUGAUUUUAUGGCUCCAGAGUUGAUUAGACAUCUGAUUUAAUCUCUAGAUAUUCUGUUUGUCUUUUUUUUUCUGGUUAACAUUUAUCCAUCCACUCCACUUGGUCUGUUAGUAUGUGCUCUGGUUAAACUGACUCUCAUUAAUGCACAAAGCACAGUGAUUCUGUAUUCAGAAAACACUGGUUUGUACAUAAUAUCUGAAACCUAAUUCCAGCAAAUCUGAUUCCAUGUUUCAUCAUGUAUUUAAGUAUGUGCUCUGUGGUUGGACACAAAGGGGCUUCUUCAUUCUCCAUUCUAACCAAAGAUGGCAGCUGUUGGAGUUGCAAUGGCCGCCCACUGCCAUUUGUCAGCGCUCAGAUGUUGAUUGAAGGAGGAGGCGGUGGACUUUGGCUGUUCAGACAGAGCCAGGUCUCACACAAUACAGCCUGUUGUUAAUGCCGCAGAGGGGAAGUUUUUGUGUGGACUGUUGGUGCGUGUUUACCUCCUGUAAGACACAAGUGUUUGGAGGGCCGAAGCAAUACCGACUUGGAGCCAGCAGACUGGAUGUGAGGAUGCUCUGUGUGUGCAUACAAGAGGGGAGGACGUUGGUUUGGGGUGGGGCUGGAGUUACCCAGAGGCUCCAUCCCAACACAUUCAGAUUCAGCUCUUAUUAAGAUAGUUUUUUUUUUCUUGUUUAAAGAAAGUAAGUUAUAGAAAAGUCUUUUUAAAACUAUCAGAUGUAUGUACUGUAUAACAUUGUUUGAGAAGCUUAAUCUUGAGGUUUGAGAAUCAGUUUUUUUAUCUUAAUGGAUCGGGAGCAAGAGUCAUCGGGGUGUUACUGUUCUAUCCUUUUAUGCAUUAUUCUAAUGUUUUUAGUUUUAAAUAUGUCUUUUUCCUUUUCCAGAAUUAAUAAUAAAAA
This is a messenger RNA of Sinocyclocheilus grahami, 4214 nucleotides long. RefSeq names its product protein ABHD17A-like. Gene Ontology annotation, molecular function: palmitoyl-(protein) hydrolase activity. The transcript has 5 exons. NCBI's taxonomy places the organism in Eukaryota, Metazoa, Chordata, Actinopteri, Cypriniformes, Cyprinidae. The record is from RefSeq and is a predicted model, not a curated record. Gene Ontology annotation, biological process: protein depalmitoylation; regulation of postsynapse organization. Bases 376 to 1344 code for a protein of 322 amino acids. Gene Ontology annotation, cellular component: plasma membrane; endosome membrane.